This is a messenger RNA of Caenorhabditis sp. 36 PRJEB53466, 5525 nucleotides long. Lineage: Eukaryota; Metazoa; Nematoda; Chromadorea; Rhabditida; Rhabditidae. The record is from the annotation of a GenBank genome assembly.
AUGGAUUUAGACGUAAAACAUUCAAAUUCUUCAAAGUUAGACAGUCACUGCGAGAUCUGCUUCCCAUUGGAUCACGAUGAAGUUCCAUCAAGAGGCGAAUACGUCGAUCUUCUUGAAUUUUCAAAUGUUAGUAUUUUUGUAAAUUUUAAAUUACAAAAUAUUGUUUUUAAAACACAUCCUUGGAGACUGUGUCAAAACAGCGGAAAGCGGAAACGCGUGUUAAGAUUGUGAAGAUACAUUUUCAGUUCAAAGGAUCACCCUACUGUCUCAUAACUUCCGCAAGUGAACCUCGAAAAUUUUUUGCAGACUUCAGGUACUAAUUUUUAAAGCAGUUCUGAAUGAAGAGCUUAUUUAGAUACACUUGGUCUGUUCCACUUGUCCAUGAUUAUCCGCUUGUAGAUAAGGAAGUGCUCGCUUCACGUCGCGUUCAGGCGGCAAUUGCGAACUUCGGCCAAAGUUGUGAAGAGAAAGCAACACAACAACAACGUGGCAUAAAUUUUCUGACAGAAAUUCGGGCGAAUAUGUCAAAGACUAUAUGCAAAUGCUGUGCAUAUCUUUUAUACAAGAUAUUCAGAAAAUUAAUUCAUAAACUGCUUAUUUGUCCUGAUGAAGUCAAACAGCUUCAAAUUGCCGAAAACGUGAGUUCAAACAGGGGUGGCAUUAUAAAAAACGAGUCCGCAUUUAAACCAGACUUGUCGCGGGGCGGGCCGAUGGAGCUUUGACGAAUUUUUUCAAAACAAAACUUUCGAGGCAAAGUUUAUUCCAAUAUCGUGCCUUUCUGUAAUUUUGAGUUUGCAAAAUACGUUUUCGCGCUUGCAUUUCGUAGGCACCUUUUGAGCAAACUUUUGGGAUAAAAAUUUUUCGAACAAAACUUCAUGAUAUCAGCUUUUGAGCAACAGUCGGGCGAAGGUUGCUAAAGUCUUGCUCAAAAAAUGCAUACGUCUACCGAGUACUGAUGCAGAAUAUCUGUUUUUUUGCAGACAGGCCUUCCUUUGGUAUACCUCCCGCUCCAUCGCAGCCACCUCGACUAUCUUCUCAUAACUUGGUGCAACUGGCACUUUGGUUUGAAGCUUCCACACAUUGCAUCGGGCGACAAUCUCAAUCUCUGCGGACUAGGGUAAGAGCUUAAUACGGCAAAUAUCUUGUAACCCGAUUGCUUAAAGAUGGCUUCUCCGGGCUACUGGAGCGUUUUUCAUCCGCAGGCGUAUAGACCCAGAAGACGAAAGGGGGAAGGACCAGCUUUACCGAGCUGUUUUGCACUCAUACAUUGAACAAGUGCUCACUAAAAAUAUGCCGAUAGAAUUUUUUCUGGAGGGGACAAGAAGCAGAUUCGGAAAAGUUCUGACUCCAAAAAAUGGGCUUAUAUCUAAUGUGGUAGAAGCUGUACAGAAAGGUAAUUAUUCUAUAAAUAUCUGACAAGCCUGACCCCCGGCUAAUUCCCGAAUUCGCAUACGAUAGGCCUAUCAUAUACCUAUUUACCCUAAAAAUUGCUUGCGAUAGGUCUAUUUAGCAUGAAAUUUUCGUGAUCGGUCCAUCAUGUGUCUAUGGAAGAACCCGCUCCGAGUUCUGAAUAGACCCACCACGAGUCACAUGUGAAAUCGCGCGCCUGCGGAGCACGCGGUCGCGGGUUCCAUAAUCGUUUCCAAUCUAACUAGCUAAUUCUCGUUUCUAACCGGACCUAGUUAGAUUGCUACCGAUUUCUGAAUCUAGCUAGCUGAUUCUGCAAUGUAAACAUAAUCUAGGUAGGUUUGCCCGAAGUUUUAAUCUGCGGACAUACAAAAUAACGGUUAAACUGAAACAAGCUAAUUUUGCAAAGAAUUUUCAAAGACACUGAAAUUAGAUUCAAAAUUCAUCUACUAGUAAUUAGAUUAAUAUUUCGGCAAAAUCCAGCUAGAUUAUGUUUACAUUGCAAAAUCUAGCUAGCUAUAAUAUAUAGAUUACCGUAAAAACUGUAUUAUAACGACACCUGUAAUAGAACGGCACCUGUAUUAUAACGGCACCCUUAGCUAUCCUUCGAAAAAUAUAACGGCACCCUGUAAUAAAACGGCACCUGUAAUAUAACGGCACCCCCAGACAUCCUUCGAAAAAUAUAACGGCAUGCCGUUAUAAUACAGUUUUUACGGUAAUAACGUAUUGCCUGACAUUGUGAGUCGGCCGCACGGAAGAGACGCGUCAAUAUACCCGAAUGUCAUUAUUACUUCAUUAUUCUUCAAAAAUCUGUCUGAAAUCUGCCUUUUGUCAGAAAAAUGAAGAAAAUUGUGAUCUAGCGUGUCCCACUCAAAAUGUAAAUUAUGAAGGCGCAAAACUUCAGUGCGCGAAUUCUGGCUCGAACAAUUUCUCUCCGUGCGAAACCCAAGAAAAAAGAAAAGAAUGGAAAAAACAGUGCAAGCGUUCCUUUUUUUUUAUUUUUUUUCAUAUAGCUGACAAACGCUGUUUAAGGAUUCAUAAAGGAUUGUUUUCUGGUGCCAGUGUCUUACACUUACGAUGCUGUUGUUGAGGGCAUAUUUCUUCACGAGUUGAUGGGUAUACCGAAGGUGCGUAAUUGUUUACUGUCGGGAAAUUUAAACGCACUUUGUUGAGAUUUUGCGAGCCGAAACCGCUCGGGGACUCGAAUUGGAAUAAAUUCAAAUGGCAUGCACAGAUGGAAGAGAAACACGCACUAGUCCGUCCGUCAUGCCGACUUUUUUGAUGAGUUUUACAAUAUUUCAAUAAAAUAUGAAAUUUUUCGUUUUUUUUCAGCAUAUUAUACUCAAUUUACCGCUCUUUACCCUCGAUUUUUACGUACUCGAGCCUAAUUUCAGAAAACUUGGCUUGAGUCUGCAAACACCGAGGGGCACUAGCGAUGAAUUGAGCUUAUCAGUUUUUCUUAACGAAUCUAAUGAAAAGAUAACGGAAUCUGUCAGUUUCUUAAUUUCUUUCAAAAAUGUACCGAGCCGUGGUCGUGAGCAAAAUCUCAACAGAUCCCGUUCACAUUAAAAUGCCCCGAUAGUAAUCAUCAUAAUUUUUUUUAGGUCCGAGAGAGCGUACUUGGAGUUUUUCGUGGAAUUUUAGAAGGCUUCAGCAAGUCCAAACAGUGCGGUGUUGUGAGAGUUAACUACGGGAGACCGAUCCGUUUGAGCGUAAGAAGAAUAUUACGGCUAUGGCUUGGGGAUAUUUCACUGCAAUGGCAUUUUGUUGGGAAACUCUUUUCGGGCCAAUACUCAAUGACUUCCACACAUAAUGACUCCCAGUUGCUUAACGACUUUCACCGUUCCGCACUACUCAAGAGGCAUUACGAUGUGCCAAGUAUGGGAUACAUCGGUCGGGGGCGGGUCAGAAAGUUAUUCAUGAGAAAAGCUUGCACAGAAUCCAAAAACUUCUAUUUGUUUAGUAAGAAGAAAGAUUAACGGUAGAUCCAGGGAUAUUUUUUCUAACACUAAAUUUUGCAAUCAAAUACGGCUAUACAACAUAAUUGAACUGGGCAGAAUAGAACUGCGACAGAAUAGAACUGUUUUUUGGUAGUGUGCGUUUGUAUUUUUUUUAAAGUGAGAAAUUGCCUAUAUUUCGAUUCAAUAAUUCGAUAGCGAGCUUCAAAGAUGAUCUUACUUUAGAAAACGAUUGUUCUACAGUAUUGAUGAAGGGAUGAAAACAGCUCUAUUGUGUCGCAGUUCUAUUAUGGCCGUUUCUGUUGUGUCGCAGUUCUAAUCCGCCCAGUUCUAUAAUGUCGCAGUUCUAUCACGUUGUACCGCCUUAAAUGCGCGGGAAUUUUCAGGAGUAUUUGUCGAUGAUCACUGUAAGCAUGUCGUAUCACCGUAGCCGCCCUGUCCGAAUGACAAAGAUACCAACUUCAUUUUCCUAUCGUGAAUUAGUUCCAUGGCAUAGAACUCAUUCCGAAACAGUUGAUGAUCGUGCUAUGAUUCGUGCCAUUGGUUUUCAUGUAGUCUAUGGUAUUCCUAAGGUGUGGUGCUUAAAAAAACGACAAAUUUAGAAGCUCAAAUGAUGUGCUGUUUGUCACCGGUUGCAGUAGUUUCUUGUCUCAUACUGGCGAAAUGGAGAAAAGUAGUGUCUUUCGAUGUUUUUGAAAAAGAUUGCGUUUGGCUUUGCGAGGAAAUUAUCUCGGACGGUGGCGAUGUUGUUGGAUAUAAAUCGAAAGGGACCGACGGAAGUGCCCUCGCAAAAUAUGCACUAGAAAAACUACGGUCAUGCGUGAUUUUUGAUGGAGCAAACGUUUCACCAGUGCCUAAUCAUGGCUGUUUCAUUCAGCUGGCUUACAAUAAAAACGCUGUAAUUUGUAGAUUCUCAAUCAAAGCAGUUAUUGGUCUGUGGAAUCCACAGUGUGGAUAUGUGCUUCUUUUCAAAUGCAUUUUCUUUCAGCAAUUUCUAUUACAUCUCGAAUGUUCGGCAACCGCCCCACUUUGAAUGUUGAUCAAGUUAUCCAUGACGUUCUCUAUUUGUGCGAUUGGCUCCAGUUCGAAUUCUUGUUCUGCCGUGUUAGUCGCUUGGCUUCGGAAUAUUUCUAAAACCUCCUAUUUCAGCCAUGUGAAAAUCUUCAUGAUGUAAUAAAAGAUUUUAUCAGCAGAGAAGACUGGGCACAUGUUGAUCAAGGAUGGCUCGCUUCGGAUGGUGAACAUGAAAGCAUAUUCGAAUUCGGGGAUUAUCCGAAAUCAAUAACAUUGCGCGUAAGUCACGUGUACCUCUCGGUCUCGAGCUGGUUUUGGCGCCGCACGAAAUUGGCGGAAAUACCGAGUUUUCGGAUUUUCAGUCGGAAUUUCGGAAUUGAUUUUGAACCGUCGGAAUUUCCGGAAGAAUUUCGGAAAGGAAAUUUUUGAAUCCGACACUCGAGAAGUAGGCAAAUCAAUUAGCGAAUUAUAUAAUUAGAUUAGAUCUAAUUAUCUAAUUCGCUAAUUCGCGUUUCUAACCGGACCUAGUUAGAUUACUACUGAUUUCUAAAUCUAGUUAGCUGAUUUUGCAAUCUAAGCAUAAUCUAGCUAGGUUUGACCGAAAUGUUAAUCUAAUCACUCUAUUAACGUCACUCUAUUAUAAACUGAGCAAACAAAUAACCUUCAGGGCCGCAAUUCAAAAUGCCAAGAAACAAUGAAGAUGUUUGCAAAUCUAGUUCGCCCCUUUAUUCAAUCUUUAUAUAUUGUUUGCUUUUAUGUUACGUCUCCGAUAUGCCCCAUAGAACUCACUUCCGGUCAGUUAUCUAAUUAUCUGUUUUUUUUUCGCACUCCAUCGUUUUGCAGAUAGCAGUCUCAUUCGCAAAAUUUGCCAAGUGUCACUAGAAGGAAGACUGAAUCUUCCUUUCGAUCCACUACGUGAGUUUUUCUACGUCGUCAUGAUCGCUAUCAACUCCCGUCUUAAUUAGACAGUCUAUUUUGCGAAUUUUUUCAGUGGAGUCUAUAAAUUCUGAUUCGUUCAAGAAUUCUUUGAGUGUUUUAAAGGACAAAGGGCUUCUCAAUCCAACAAAUCCGAACCAUGUUGCACGCAGCAGUAAUCCAGCUAUCAUUGAUCUUAUGCUGAAGUUGGAAAGAGUUCUGAAAGAGUAG